Messenger RNA from Lathyrus sativus (Indian pea), 996 nucleotides. The record is from the annotation of a GenBank genome assembly. NCBI's taxonomy places the organism in Eukaryota, Viridiplantae, Streptophyta, Magnoliopsida, Fabales, Fabaceae.
AUGGCGCGGAUGCGGAUACCCUUUACUUCACUUUUCUUAUCUCUCAUUUUCGUGUUAUCAAUUCUCAACCUUGCACACUGCAAGACCCUUAAGCGUGAUGUUAAGGCUUUGAACGAGAUCAAGGCUUCUUUGGGUUGGAGAGUAGUUUAUGCUUGGGUUGGAGAUGAUCCCUGUGGUGAUGGUGAUCUUCCUCCUUGGUCUGGUGUUACUUGUUCCACUGUCGGUGAUUAUCGUGUUGUAACAGAGCUUGAGGUGUAUGCGGUGUCGAUUGUUGGGCCUUUUCCUACUGCUGUUACCAGCUUGUUGGAUCUUACACGGCUGGAUCUCCAUAAUAACAAGUUGACAGGGCCUAUUCCUCCUCAAAUUGGUCGGUUGAAGCGUCUUAAAAUACUAAAUUUGAGGUGGAACAAACUACAAGAUGCAAUUCCUCCAGAAAUUGGGGAACUUAAAAGUUUGACGCAUUUGUACCUAAGCUUUAAUAAUUUCAAGGGUGAAGUUCCCAAGGAGCUUGCAGAUCUUCCCGACCUUCGCUACCUUUAUCUUCAUGAAAACCGUUUGAUGGGAAGAAUACCUCCAGAAUUGGGCACUCUACAAAACCUUCGCCACUUGGAUGCCGGUAACAAUCAUUUGGUGGGUACCAUAAGGGAACUCAUCCGGUUUGAAGGUUGCUUUCCAUCACUACGCAAUUUAUAUCUAAACAAUAAUUAUUUUACUGGAGGAAUACCUGCACAACUUGCUAACUUAUCCAGUCUUGAAAUCUUGUACCUGUCCCACAACAAAAUGUCAGGAGUUAUACCAUCUAGCGUCGCUCUUAUUCCGAAAUUGACAUACUUGUACUUGGAUCACAAUCAGUUUUCAGGGAGAAUUCCUGAACCCUUUUACAAGCAUCCAUUUUUGAAAGAAAUGUACAUUGAGGGAAACGCGUUCCGGCCUGGUGUCAAUCCCAUUGGCUUGCACAAAGUGCUUGAAGUUUCUGAUUCAGACUUCCUUGUUUAA